GGCGAAUUUGAUAGGAGCAUUUUUUGUCGAGUCUAAUUUGAAAGAAAAAAAAACAUGUGGCCAGAUGUUACAAGCUCAGGGAUGGGGUAGGUCGACCGGGAGAAAUGUUUCAGUUGAAUAAAUUUCACCACUCGCUCUCCAGAGUCCAUUCUCGCUAACAUUGUCAGACCGUGAAAUGGGCGGGCUUGACGCACUUCUUGCUGCCGUGGUGAUCGGUUUUGCACUGAAGAGUUACUUUGCGAAAGUGAAGCUGCCUCAUGGUGUGCGAUUUCCACCAGGUCCGGCUUCGCUUCCAAUUGUUGGCAAUGCACUGAGUGUCGAUGUGAGUGCCCCUUGGGCCACUUACAAGGCAUGGGGCAGUGAAUUCGGCGAUUUGGUUUAUACCCGGCUUUUUGGUCAGGAUAACAUUAUCAUCAACUCCGAGGAAAUCGCAAGAGAUCUCCUCGAAAAUCGGUCCCAUAACUACUCCGACCGGCCAGAGUUGGCAACCAAUGAACUAUUUGGCAUUGACUGGACUACCGCAUUCUUGCGAUACGGUAGCAGAUGGCGGCUUCAGCGCAAAAUCAUCCAGCAGUCCUUCCGCCAAGAUGUCGUACCCGAUUUUCGGCCCAUACAAGUGGCAAAAUCUCACGAACUUCUAUUGAACAUGCUGGAGGAUCCUUUGGGCUACCCGAAACAUUUUGAAAUGCUGGCAGGUUCGGUCAUCAUGUCUACUGUGUAUUCAUAUCAGGCAGCACGCCGUGAUGAUGACAUGAUCGAGCGUGCAACAAUGGCCCUGGAACUCUCAAUGAAAGAGAUGAGACCUGAGGUAGUUGCAGUGUUCAGUGCUUUCCCAUCCCUUCUCCGCCUCCCGUCUUGGCUGCCUGGCAUGUACCUGAAGAGAGUUGCACCUUUAGUCAAAAGAUUGAUGUCAGAAAGCUUGGAAUAUCCAUUUAUGUGGACCGAGCGUGGUCUGAAUGCAGGAUCCGUGUCUUCUUGCAUGGUCGUUGAUCAUUUGCUGAAACUCGAUGAAAGCGAUAGUAAUACAGCCUCGCAAAAGGUGGCGAUCAAGGAAGCUGCAGCAACUGUUUUUGGGGCUGGCACCGAGACGACAGCCUCUGUGCUGAUGAACUUCAUGCUUGCGAUGAUUCUCUAUCCACAGAUACAAGAGAAAGCGCACAAACUUGUUGAGAGCGUGGUUGGCACGAAUAGACUUCCGACGUUCCAGGAUCGUUCAUCCUUGCCCUACGUCGAUGCUAUUUUGCGCGAGUGUCUGCGGUGGCGCCCAGUGUUUCCUCUCGCAAUCAUGCAUUCUGCUGUCGAAAGCGACGUUUACAAAGGUUAUUAUAUACCGAAAGGUGCUACGAUCACUCCGAAUGUUUGGGCGAUGUGCCACAACGAAGAGAAAUACCCAAAUGCGUCUGAAUUCAAUCCUGACCGUUUCUUGAACCCAGACGGUACUCUGACAGAUGAUACUGUGAGUGUCGUAUGGGGAUUUGGACGACGGAUAUGCCCCGGUCGCCAUCUCGCUGAAGUUUCUUUAUGGUCUGCAAUGGUCGGCUUGCUUUCGGUUUUCAAAUUUUCGAAGGCCAAAGAUGAGACGGGUAGAGAGAUUGAGAUCGAGCCACAUUGGCAUGGAGGGCUCAGUGUGCGGCCCAUGCCAUUCCCUUGCAAUAUCACUGCGCGGGAUGAAAGCAUGGAUAUCACGGCUUUGGAGCGAUUAAUUCGAGUAUCUGUUUAGCUUGCUCCGUAGUAUAUUAUGCAUGCGGUGUUGUUGAAUAUCAUUGUUUGUGUUCAUACCAUUGCUACGUCGUGCAGAUUACACAUUUAGAACGCGCAAGUACAUGUCAUACAUACUACUACACGACAUCAAUAAUUUGACCAAGG
This is a messenger RNA of Suillus paluster, 1866 nucleotides long. Its product is annotated as cytochrome P450. The transcript is spliced from 13 exons. The record is from RefSeq and is a predicted model, not a curated record. Bases 176 to 1720 code for a protein of 514 amino acids. Gene Ontology annotation, molecular function: heme binding; oxidoreductase activity, acting on paired donors, with incorporation or reduction of molecular oxygen; monooxygenase activity. NCBI's taxonomy places the organism in Eukaryota, Fungi, Basidiomycota, Agaricomycetes, Boletales, Suillaceae.